Messenger RNA from Purpureocillium takamizusanense, 1680 nucleotides. RefSeq lists its product as uncharacterized. Bases 1 to 1680 code for a protein of 559 amino acids. The record is from RefSeq and is a predicted model, not a curated record. The transcript has 4 exons. Lineage: Eukaryota; Fungi; Ascomycota; Sordariomycetes; Hypocreales; Ophiocordycipitaceae.
AUGAUGUUGUUGUCUGGAGGGCUCCUUGCGCUCGCCAGCGCGGCGACGACGGUCGCUGCCGAGGCGUAUACUGUGCCGGCUAAGGCGAACCCCCUGGGCGAGCCGUUUGACGGCUUCGUGAGCUACUCGCUUGAGUUUUCGUCGUUUCCCGAGUUUGCAGGAAACAAGUCCCACCCCAACACCUACUCGGGCAACCUCCUCGCCAACCUCGCCCGCCUCUCCACCACGCCCUACAUCCGCGUCGGCGGCAACACCCAAGACUACGCCCUCUUCGACGCCUCGCAGGCCGCCGCCCUCGUCGGCGUCGUCGACCCCUCCCGCUCCCCCGACUACCCCACCACCAUCACCAUCGGCCCGGCCUACUUCGAGUCCUACGCGACCUGGCCCGUACUCGACGUCCGCUUCUCCCACGGCUUCAACAUGGGCCUCGGCGGCAACCGCUCCGCCGGCUGGCAGACGCUCCUCGACACCGUGCCCCUGGCCUGCCGCGCGCUCCGGGACGGCGACAGGCUGUACACGUGGGAGUACGGCAACGAGCCGGACCUGUUCAGCACGUCGGCGCAGGGCCCCGUGAGGCCGCCGACCUGGGAUGAGGCUACGUACGUCGCGCAGUGGCUCAACGCGACGAGGCACAUCCGCGAGUCUGUGAGGAGGAACUGCCGUGGCACUGCUCCGCCGCGGUUCAUGGCGCCGUCCAAUGCGGGCGUCAGCAAUCAUCUCAAGGCGUCCGCGAUGUGGUCCGCCGGCCUGAAUCAGGAUAAUGAUAUUGAGCUCUUUUCCACCCACAACUACAUCAGCGGCGCGACGUCCCCCGGCGUCACGCUUCAAGGGACCCUCAUGAACCACACCAAGACGAUGCAGUCCGUGGACGCGCACACCAAGGAGUACGACGCCAUUUUCCCCGGCGCACGCGCUGGCGGCAAGAGCAGCACCAGCAGCAGCAAGGCGCCGCCGCUCAUCUUUGGCGAGACCAACUCGCUGUACAACCAGGGCAAGCCCGGCCUGUCCAACUCGUUCGGGGCCGCCCUCUGGGGCGUCGACUUCAACCUGUACUCUGCGUCGGUGGGCUUCAAGCGCGUCCACAUGCACCAGGGCACCAACUACCGCUACCAAGCCUGGCAGCCCGUGAUGACGGCCCUCGACGUCGUCGGCACCAAGGCGCCCUACUACGGAAGCGUCGCCGUCGCCGCCAUGGUCCGCCCCGUCAAGAAGAAGUCGUCGCUCGUCAGUAUCUCCGCCAUCACCCUAGGUGCCGACUCCGCCGAGGCCGCGUACGCGGCGCACUACCACCCCGUGGGGCGCAAGAGCAGGGACGAGGCGCGCCUCGCCCGCGUCAUGGUCAUCAACAUGCACGGGUACAACACCACGGUCGGCGGCGCGGGCCUUGAGCCGCUCCCGAACCCACCUGCGCGCACGAGCAGGAAGUACGCGUUUGCCGUCGGAGGCGCUGGCGUCAGGGAUGGCGCGAGGGUCCGCGUCCAGCGGCUGCUGGCCAACGGUAGUGAUGCCAUCACCGGCAUCACGUUUGACGGCUGGAGCUACAACUGGGACCUGGAUCGGGGCAAGCCUGUGAGGCUGCACAACGUGACUGUCGGCGAGACCGUCAGGGUCAAGGGCGGGCAGGUGUCGGUCGACGUCCCAGAUUCGUCUGCAGUGCUGUUGUCGUUUGGCGACUGUUGA